GUAGAUCAUUUUACAUAAAAUAUUUACUCCAUUUAUUUAAUUAAUGAAGGAAAACAUGAUCUUUCAGUAGAUAAUAUGUUUUUCCUUUUCAUAUUUACAUAUAUCUAUCAGUAUGAGCAUUGUCAUUUUAUUUAAUACAAGCAUAGUCUAACAUAAUGUCCCAAUUAGAUGAAAAUGAGUUGAAAGAAAUUCUAGGGGGGUCAAAAUCGUAUGAUAUCUACGAAAUUUUCAAUAAGGAAGUCAAAGAAAAUGAUUGCAAGGAAUGUAUAUCAAAAAUCGGACAGCACAAAGAUAAAUACCAAGAUAUUUUUGCAACAUGCAACAAGAUUGAAAAAAAUUUAAAAGAAAUAGUAGCUAUGCAAAAUGUUAAUGAUCGUAGAAGUAGAUGCAAUCAAUUUCAAUAUUGGGUUUAUGAUCAAAUAAGGAAAUUUUAUAUAAAAUAUGAAAAAGACAGUGUUGCUAAAUCUGCUGUUAGUAAGCUUUAUGAAGUAGGAAGUAAUAUUAAUAGAGCUAAAACUACCCCUUGUGCUUAUUAUUCAUCUGAAAAAUUAAAAAUAUUAAAGGAAGAGAAGGAUUUGUAUGAUUAUUUUAACAACCAUAAAAGUGUUAAAAGUAAAAUAUCUACUCCUAAUGAUAAAUGUGAUAAAUAUAAAAAGUAUCUUAAUCACAUUGAUAUGCUGUACAAAAAGCAUAAGGAUGAAAAUGGUGAUCAUGAUUGCUGUUUUUUUACAUAUGAAUGUACUAACUAUUUUAUGUGUGAAGAUGAGUAUGAUCCGGAUAAACUAAUAAAAGCAUUAAAAUGUGAAGAACAGAAGGUCCCACUCAAACCAAAAGUGGUAUCUGGAUCUACAACCACUGGGGGGGAUCCUAAAACGAAUAGAGCAGGUGCAGAUACACAAAAGAAUCAGGCUGCUUUAACUCCAAAAAAGGAUGUUAAAGACUCUGCAGGAAAUGCUGCUACAUCUGGAGGAUUUAUGUCCUGGUUGCUUGGGCCCCCUCGUGGAGCUGCAAAAGAAGUUCAUUCUAAGCCAGCUAAUGGAGUUGGAAGUACGGUUCAAUCUAAACCACCUGGGAUUGUUGGCGCCCAAACUAAACCAAGCACAGAGCCACGCGUUCAACUAGGAAAAACUGAACAAGCAGUCGAGUGCCCAGGUUCAGCAUCCACCGGUGGUACUUCAUCAUGCGUUAAUCUAGCAAAAUCAAGUGGUAAAGAAAAUACCGUAGCACAAGAUCGUUCUACAUUAUCAACUCCACGGGAUAGUACAUCGAAACAAAACACUGCAGAAGCAGAAAUAAAUAAAGGAUCUCAUAAUUUGUUAGGAAGAGAGACUGAUAGCAUAGUAGGUCCUACGAAUGCUAUUGGGUUCACCGAUUCACACUUGAACCAAGAAUUUGAGCAGUCUUCUCAAAAUAGUAUUGUAAAUUCGGGCGUAUUAGAUGGAAUACAUGGUUUAUUUGGUUCAAGUUUAUUCCGCAAUAUCUCUGUAACUGCUUUAAUUUUGGGAACGAUUUUUAUGUUUUUCUGGCAUUAUAGGGUAUGUACUGAUGAUAUUUAA
Messenger RNA from Plasmodium vivax (malaria parasite P. vivax), 1556 nucleotides. RefSeq lists its product as hypothetical. Bases 156 to 1556 code for a protein of 466 amino acids. NCBI's taxonomy places the organism in Eukaryota, Apicomplexa, Aconoidasida, Haemosporida, Plasmodiidae. The record is from RefSeq and is a predicted model, not a curated record. The transcript has 2 exons.